AUGCAAGUCGUUGUUGAUGAACAUCUGAAGCGUGAGAAUACAGGGGAAAUCAGGAUGUUCUGCCGGCUGGAGACACGGACAUCACAACUAUUACUGCUCUUCAUAGUUAUAAUCAGUUUCAGCUUCACUAUUCGAACAGUUUACUAUUUUGCAAGUCAAAGCAGUAUUGGAGCCUCUCUGGAGCCUAGCUGCGCUCCCAAGAAGCACGUGGCGUUCCUGAAGACGCACAAGACGGCGAGCAGCACCAUCCUUAACAUCCUGUAUCGAUACGGGGAGCUCCGGAACCUCAGGUUUGCCUUGCCGUUUGUGGACCAUUUGGGCUACCCUCAAAGAUUCAGGGCAGAAUUCGUCAAGGACUUUGCUAAGAGCCGUGUCAAAGAAUAUGACAUCAUCUGCAAUCACAUGAGAUUCUAUUUACCUGAGGUGAUGAGGGUGAUGCCGAACGGUUCGUUUUAUUUCUCCAUCAUCAGAAAUCCCGUCCAAUUGGCCGAGUCCGCGUUUGCGUACUAUCACUCUGUGUCGCCGGCCUUCAAGAGAGCAGCGAGUCUGGUUGAGUUCGUGCUGCACGCCGACACAUAUUACAAGAGCUCGGAGCCAAACAGUCACUACGCUCGGAAUCUCAUGUGGUUCGACUUCGGCCAUGACAACAACAUGGCCGACAUCCCUGUCUACGUCAGUGCCGUUAUCAGCAUGCUGGAGAGGACCUUUGACCUCAUCAUGGUGGCCGAGUACUUUGACGAGUCGCUGGUCCUGUUCAAGGAGGCCCUCUGCUGGGAGAUAAAGGAUGUGGCGCACUUCAAGCUCAAUGCCCGCUCCAGUGACUCCAUCAGCCCGCUCAAUGCCACCAUGGCCGAGAAGGUCAAGGCCUGGAAUGGACUGGACUGGAAGCUCUACUGUCACUUCAACGCAUCCUUCUGGCAGCGAGUCGCCAACUACGGCCAAGAGAGGAUGCAGCAGGACGUCGCUCGCUUGAGGGUGCUGCGCCAACGCCUGAGCGCUGACUGCCUCCAGGGCGGCGCUCCCGUGACGAGCGAGCAGGUCACGGCGGCGAGACUCAGGCCCAGAAACUUUGGCAAAGCUAAAAUCCUGGGCUACAUCCUCAAGGCCAACCUGACCGGCGACAGGCUGGCCCUCUGCCAGCGGAUGGUGCUCCCGGAACAGUAUCACCUGGACCACCUGCAGAAGAUGCAGCCUCUGCCACCGCUGGCCUGA
This is a messenger RNA of Carcharodon carcharias (great white shark), 1212 nucleotides long. Its product is annotated as galactose-3-O-sulfotransferase 4-like. Gene Ontology annotation, molecular function: galactosylceramide sulfotransferase activity. Gene Ontology annotation, biological process: glycolipid biosynthetic process. Bases 1 to 1212 code for a protein of 403 amino acids. The transcript has 4 exons. Lineage: Eukaryota; Metazoa; Chordata; Chondrichthyes; Lamniformes; Lamnidae. The record is from RefSeq and is a predicted model, not a curated record. Gene Ontology annotation, cellular component: membrane.